Messenger RNA from Colletotrichum tamarilloi, 591 nucleotides. RefSeq lists its product as uncharacterized. The record is from RefSeq and is a predicted model, not a curated record. The transcript is spliced from 2 exons. NCBI's taxonomy places the organism in Eukaryota, Fungi, Ascomycota, Sordariomycetes, Glomerellales, Glomerellaceae. The coding region runs from base 1 to 591 and encodes 196 amino acids.
AUGGACUUUGUGGAAAAACUGGGCUUGAAACCCUUGCCUUCGACACCUGGCGCCUGGAAGCAGAGAUCUGCCCGCUAUUCAAAGAGUCGCAUGGCGAAGUUGGCAGCAGAGAUGGGGACGAUUUUUGGCUCGAUGAUUCUGAAGGAGAACGCUGUUCUUGGCCAGACGCGAGAACCUCUCGAACCUCCGACUUCUUGGGACGCUGUACUUUCCGCCCAAUUUGAGGUAUCCGGCGAGGGAUGGCACUCAGGGAUAGGAAAUCUCUUAGGAAACUCCCCGAAACAAAUGGUCAUCCAGAUCCUCGCGACCCCGACACCCCGCAUGCUGAUGGUCGGCCUGAUCACCUAUGGCAUCGGGGCGUCGAUGCUGUAUCACAUGAACGACAGACACAAACAUCAAGAUGCCGUUAUAGCGACGGGAAUCGUGAUCGGGGUAUGUCUGGGAAUAUUCAUGGAUAUGGAUGGACAGGCCAUACUACUGCGCAUUCUUCCGUGGGCAGUGCUCAUAGCCUUAUGGCUAAGCGAUAUGGGGCAUCAAUACUUCGGGACUUACAAUGCUCAACUAGCAACGGUUAGCACGGCGAUUUGGUGA